Messenger RNA from Trichoderma gamsii, 450 nucleotides. RefSeq names its product BolA-like protein. Lineage: Eukaryota; Fungi; Ascomycota; Sordariomycetes; Hypocreales; Hypocreaceae. Bases 1 to 450 code for a protein of 149 amino acids. The record is from RefSeq and is a predicted model, not a curated record. The transcript has 3 exons.
AUGUUCCGACGAUACGCUCUCGGCUUCUCAAACGUCGGCCGCCAGUUUUCCACAAUGGGCUCAGCAACACCUCUGGAAGAUGCCAUUCGCGCCAAGCUGACUGCAGCGCUCAGCCCUCUGUCGCUGGAAAUUUACAAUGAUUCGCACCUCCACGCCCACCACAAGGCCAUGGCAGGCAACAUCUCCAAGGAGACGCACUUCCGGCUAGUCAUUAUUUCCGAUGUAUUUGCCUCCAAGAUGCAGCCUGCACGCCAUCGAAUGGUCUACGCCCUGCUGCGAGAUGAAAUGGCCCUAGAGGGAGGCAUCCACGCUCUUCAGCUAAAGACUCUGACCCCUGAGGAAGAGAAGCGCCUGCAGAAGAAGAAGGCAGCGGAAGCAGCGGCCAAGGAGGAGAGCGCCAAGAAGCAGGACACCGCUACUACGGAAAAGAUGGAGCCUACAGAUGCGUAA